AUGCCAAAACCAACAAGGGAAAAAUGCACGCGAAUCGCGAUGGAAUUUGAUGAAAAAUGGAAUUUCCCGAACUGCAUCGGUGCAAUAGAUGGUAAACAUUUCAGGAUAAAAGCACCUCGCAAUAGUGGAAGUCUCUACAUAAACUAUAAAAAGUUUUUCAGUAUCGUACUACUAGCGGUUGUGGAUGCAAAUUAUAAAUUUGUGAUUGCAGAUGUAGGAUCAUAUGGACGAAAUAGUGAUGGAGGUAUAAUGCAAAACUCAAUAUUUGGAAAAAAAUUGACUUCUAAUGCCCUCGAUAUUCCCCCAAAAAAACGUUUACCGAGGACAGAUCUUGAGUUGCCGUAUGUUUUUGUAGCAGACGAGGCUUUUCCGUUAACCACAAACAUUAUGAGACCAUUUAGUGGCGAUCGAUUGACAGAUGAAGCAAUGAAAAUAUACAAUUAUCGUUUGAGUAGAGCCAGGCGUAUCGUCGAAAAUGCAUUUGGUAUACUUCAAGAACGUUUCGAAUUAUGUCAAAAAGGAAUUCAGGUUCAACCAAAAUAUGUUGAUAAUAUCAUUUUAGCAUGUACUUGCUUACACAAUUUCAUCAUAGGUGGUACAAGCACAGAAAGCCAAAAUAUAGCAAGUGUAAGCAUUAAUUUAGAAAACGAUAAUAAUAUGAACAAUGCAUUAGAUGGUAUGACAGUACGGGAGAUGUUUAAAGAUUACUUUAGGUCUGAUGAGGGCUCUAUUCCAUGGCAAAACGAUAUUGUAAAUAGACAUUAAUACUGUGUUAAAUCUGAAAAUAUAAUUAUAGUGCAAAAAUAUUUA
Melitaea cinxia (Glanville fritillary) is the source of this 810-nucleotide messenger RNA. RefSeq names its product protein ANTAGONIST OF LIKE HETEROCHROMATIN PROTEIN 1-like. The record is from RefSeq and is a predicted model, not a curated record. Bases 1 to 765 code for a protein of 254 amino acids. Lineage: Eukaryota; Metazoa; Arthropoda; Insecta; Lepidoptera; Nymphalidae. The transcript has a single exon.